Molecule: messenger RNA, 1207 nt
Organism: Coregonus sp. 'balchen'
Lineage: Eukaryota; Metazoa; Chordata; Actinopteri; Salmoniformes; Salmonidae
Source: the annotation of a GenBank genome assembly
AUGAAUUCGUAUUUCGCAAACCCGUCGCUCUCCUGCCAUUUAUCCGGUGGUCAAGAUGUUUUGCCAAGCGUGCCACUAAAUUCCACCACUUAUGACACAGUGAGACAUUUUUCGUCGUAUGGGGCUGCUGUGACCCAGAAUCGGAUAUACGCAAAUCCUUUCUAUUCUCCCCAAGACAAUGUUGUUUUUGGGCCGAGCCGGGCAUCCUAUGAGUAUGGAUCUAAUGUGUUUCUUCAAGACAAGGAUGGGGGUCUUGCCAGUUGCAGACAAACAACAAGCAUGGGACUGAAUGCACAAAACCACAUUACUCAGGAGUACAGUUUGGAUCAAGCCAGAGGUGGAUCGCAGGAGCAGAAAGCUAACGUCCAGAUAUACCCGUGGAUGCAGCGAAUGAACUCUCACAGCGGUGAGUUUAACUACAACAAAUAAAUUAAGUUAAUGAGCCAGUUUUACGAUAUGUCUUAGCAACAGAGCAACCUAGUUUUUAUGGCCCCAUAAAACAUCAUUGUAUCGUCUCGCCCUGGAGAAAGGCCUAUUUUCUGAGUGUGCAUAACUAUUCCAACAGUUUCCCCAAAUAAAUAUUUUCAACGUUUACCCCAAAUGUUUCGUUUAACCUGAAUAUUAUAUAUUUAAUUGAAACAAUUUGCAUAGGCUAUGUAUAUUUUACAAACAGACAUUGGACAUGCAGAUGGUUUGGAGAAGUUGUUUAUUGUGCGUUUCUAUCCUGAGCCGAGAUAGGCUAUAUUGUACAUUAAUUGCUCCCAUCACAUUGUCAGUACCUUUGUAAUGAUGUCUAAUCUAGAUUAUGGUAAUGAAAUCACCUGAUGUCAGAACAAUUUACAUAAUGGCUAUAUAUAGAAAUGUAAUCCAAGACUUUGUUGUGGUUUUUUUUCUCUUCACAGGAGUUGGGUAUGGGUCAGACAGACGCAGGGGACGCCAGAUAUACUCCCGUUACCAAACACUGGAACUGGAGAAGGAAUUCCAUUUCAACCGCUAUCUAACCAGACGUAGACGUAUCGAAAUAGCAAACGCUCUCUGUUUGACAGAACGUCAGAUCAAAAUUUGGUUCCAGAACCGUCGUAUGAAAUGGAAGAAAGAGAGCAAUCUAACGUCGACGGUGAGGGGAAGUGAAUCGACAGGGGCCUCGGUGGAGAAGGAACGAGACGCCAUGGAAGAGGAGAAAGAUGAGGAAAAGAAAGAGAAAUAA